AUGUUCGGACUCGGCAGGCCGCAGCCCACUUCGGCCGAGAAGAUUGCCGCCGUUGAGAACGAGCUCAAGGUUGUCGCUGAGAUGCACUCUCGCAUGGUCAAGAUCUGCACCCUCAAGUGCAUCGACAAGACGUACCGCGAGGGCGACCUCAGCAAGGGCGAGUCCGUCUGCCUCGACCGCUGCGCCGCCAAGUUCUUUGAGACGCACCAGAAGAUCUCGGACCAGCUGCAGAAGGAGACCCAGGCCCGUGGUGGAGGUGGCUUCGGCAUGUAA
Molecule: messenger RNA, 273 nt
Organism: Neurospora hispaniola
Lineage: Eukaryota; Fungi; Ascomycota; Sordariomycetes; Sordariales; Sordariaceae
Product: mitochondrial import inner membrane translocase subunit tim-10
Exons: 2
Coding region: 1-273 (90 amino acids)
Biological process (GO): protein insertion into mitochondrial inner membrane
Cellular component (GO): mitochondrial inner membrane
Source: RefSeq, a predicted model, not a curated record